This is a messenger RNA of Funneliformis caledonium, 516 nucleotides long. NCBI's taxonomy places the organism in Eukaryota, Fungi, Glomeromycota, Glomeromycetes, Glomerales, Glomeraceae. The record is from the annotation of a GenBank genome assembly.
AUGUCUAACGUCGGUAACGUAGAAAACGUUGGUAACGGUAACGUCGGUGAAACUACAAAAAGUUCUCGACAAUUUAAACCCACUGCAGAAAGAAGAUAUAAUGCUACUUCAGACAAAGUUUGGCUUUUAGAAUGCAUUCUGGAAGAACGUAAAAAAUCAGAAAUCGCGUGGGAAUUAAUCUCUGUUAUUGUUUAUUCUAUAACAGUUGGUGUUAUUGCUCACAUAAAUGCGCUAUACUUUAAAAGUGAUGAAUCAACCAAAUAUUUUGUUGUAAUUUUACAUGGUGUUUAUUAUGCAAUUAAAUUUUCAAUUAUGGGAAUAAAGUUAGAACGAGAUGGAUUAAUUCACAAUAAAGUCAAUGAUAUUAUUAUUCUUUUACCAACAAUUAUAGGCAUAUUACUGGCAGUGCUAUUAGGAGUUUAUAUAUUACCAUCUGUUAUAACAAUUACGUUCGUAAAUGUUGGUUUAGAAAUUUCGAAGUUCAUUAUGAAAGUUAAGGCUUGUAAUGCAAUGUAA